Molecule: messenger RNA, 327 nt
Organism: Paraglomus occultum
Lineage: Eukaryota; Fungi; Glomeromycota; Glomeromycetes; Paraglomerales; Paraglomeraceae
Source: the annotation of a GenBank genome assembly
AUGUUCAGCCUCUUCAUAUCCCUCCUCGCGAUCUGGCCGCCAGCAAUAGCUUUCAAGGACCACGGACCGGUAUGGUCAAGAGUAUUCAGUGACAGCAGUCCAGAAACGAUUCCCGAGAAGUUGGUUUAUUAUCCAACCGUCGGUUCAGUAGUUGGGGCCUGGCUCGGAUCUAUUGUCAUUCCACUUGAUUGGGAUAGGCCUUGGCAGGUUUGGCCGAUACCAUGCGUAUUAGGAGCUUACUUUGGAUAUACCACAGGAACGAUUAUUAGUCUCGUUGUUUGCUAUUUCAGUAAAGAGAGUGCUGCGCAGAAAAAGAGACGACAAUAA